This is a messenger RNA of Penicillium bovifimosum, 1050 nucleotides long. RefSeq names its product sterol methyltransferase family protein. The coding region runs from base 1 to 1050 and encodes 349 amino acids. Gene Ontology annotation, cellular component: endoplasmic reticulum. The transcript has 3 exons. NCBI's taxonomy places the organism in Eukaryota, Fungi, Ascomycota, Eurotiomycetes, Eurotiales, Aspergillaceae. Gene Ontology annotation, biological process: ergosterol biosynthetic process. Gene Ontology annotation, molecular function: sterol 24-C-methyltransferase activity. The record is from RefSeq and is a predicted model, not a curated record.
AUGGAGCAAGAUGCUGAGGGGUACUUCAAGAUCUGGAAGCCCGAACACGCGCAAACAGACCAAGAAGAACUUGCGCAGAACAUUGAGGCCAGAAAAGAGGGACACGCUGUGCUGGCUCUGCAAUACUACAAUCUGAUCACCGAUGUGUUCCAAUGGAUGGGCCGAAUGUCUGGCCACCUCUGCCGGCUGUCACCCACCGAACCUAUCGAGCAUUCCGUCAUCCGCCAUGAACAAUACCUUGCUCAUCGAGUCAACAUCCAAGAAGGCCAAAAAGUGAUCGAUGUGGGCUGUGGCAUUGGCGGACCGGCUCGAGCGAUAGCCCGCUUCACCGGGGCCAAUAUCACUGGCGUCAAUCUGAACCCAUAUCAGAUUCGUCAGGCGCGCCAGUUCACCCAGGAAGCCGGACUGGGCUACCAGGUGAACUUCGUCAAUGAGAACUUCUUGCACAUGCCAUUCGAAGACAACACCUUCGACGCAGGCUACGCCAUCGAAGCCACCUGUUACUCACCUAAUCUCGUCGAUGUCUACCGCGAGGUGUUCCGGGUCCUCAAACCUGGUGCGACCUUUGGCUUGUACGAGGUCGUGAUGACGGACAAAUACGACGACAAGGACCCCGCUCAUCGGGAGGUUCGCCACAUGAUCGAGCGCGGCGGUGGUGUUGCCCACGUGUACUCGGCCGCCGAAGCCAUUGCAGCCAUCAAGGAGGCUGGGUUUGAGUUGCUGGAAGUUGAUGAUUUGGCGAGCAGACCGGACCAGAUCCCCUGGGAGAAACAACUGUCUAAUCCGCUCGUUGCGCAUACCAGUUGGUCCUCGCUUGCCGUGCUGAGCUUCUUCUACUUUGCUCGUGCUUCGAAGUGGGGCAACAGCAUGGUCCAGUCGCUUGUCAGCAAGCUGGAAGGAAUGAACAUCUUGCCCACUGGCUCUUCCAAGGUUACGGAUCUGGUCGUGACUAUUCUUGACGGCAUGUACAAGGGCGGUGAGAUGAAGAUCUUCUCACCUAUGUUUUUGAUGGUGGCACGGAAGCCGGUCGCCAAGGAGAGAUCUGAUUAA